GUACCAUGGAUACUGCAUUCUGUCAACCACUGCAGGUGUAUAACUUGCCAUAUCACAAUACAGCGCUGUAGACAGCACUCCCACGCGAGAUGUCAGGUUGCCCGAUUUGUUACCGCACUAUUCCGUUGGAGGACGAAGCAUACGUUGGGACCUGCUUUCAUCGCUUCUGUGUGGGAUGCAUCCGCGAGUGGACGCACGCGCAGAGACGGCAUCCGUCCGUCGGCCCCUCGUAUACCUGCCCCAUGUGCAAGCGGCCCUAUGAGUACAUCCUCUACGAUUGCGUGCUCAAGUCCUUCCGGACGGAGUAUGUGGACGAGGCGGCGGAGCGGCGGGCGCGGGCAGCUGGCGACCCUGGUGGCGCCGCAAUGGCCCUGUCGGCCGGGCACCGCCGCCGCAGAGCCCUUUACGUUCACAGCGGCUCAGGGCCUGAUGCAGCCGGCGCAUCGGUAGCUUCUGGAUACGCGGGCGCUGCCCCUGGCGCGGGUGGAGUAACGGCAGAGGGUGUAGCAGGCUUGGCGCCGCCAGCUGCAGCGGGGCGCGCAGCGCGUGGCGGUGGCGGGCGAGCGGCGAUGGCGGCGUUCGGUUCUGGCGCCAUCCGCCGAGGCGCGGAUGACCCCGAGUUGCAGACCUUUGUGAAGCGGGAGUUGCAGGCGGUGCUGCUGCAGGAGGACGUGGCGCUGGUGGCGCAGCACGUGCUGGGCGUGGUGCGCGGCGUGGCGGGCGCGGUGGCGUCCGGCAGCGGCCGCGCUGGCGCGGCGGGCCGUGGCGGGCAGCCAGGACUGGCGCUCGCGCCGGGCAGGAACAAGUACGUGCCUCAGCCUAAGCGACCUCGUACGGCCGCAGCUGCGCAAGGCCCUGCCGCCACAGUUCAGGAAUUGGAGGCAGCCCUAUGCCGUGAGGCAACUUGCUUUCUCCAAGCUGACGCGCAGGAGUUUGCGCAUCAGGUGGGCCUCUUCCUCACCAGCGGCCUGAGCGUGAAGGCUUACGAUGAGCUUGUAUUUGGUAGCGCUGAGGAUUACCACACAACUCAGGACAGGCAAGAAGGUGGCCCUGCGGAUGGAGCCACGGGCUCCGCUGGAGGCGCAGCCGCGUAUGCUGGUUUGGAUGGGGGCGACGCGGGGGGCAGUGCUGGCGCAGGCAGAGACUCAGGGGUCGCUGGCAGCAGGCGGGUUUCGGGAACAGACGUGAUAAACCUUGUUGACAGUGACACCGAUGGGGGUGGUGACGACUUUGGAUAUGAGGAGUACAGCGACGAGUGAGCAGCCAGGAUGAUCUAGGGAAUGGUGUGUAUGAGUCGUGUGCGUGACCAGGGACGCACUCUUGGCUUCCGCUGUCAUUGUGCACAUUAUGUACCGAGUGAUCAAGCUUUUCAAGCA
Molecule: messenger RNA, 1376 nt
Organism: Chlamydomonas reinhardtii
Lineage: Eukaryota; Viridiplantae; Chlorophyta; Chlorophyceae; Chlamydomonadales; Chlamydomonadaceae
Exons: 5
Coding region: 90-1259 (389 amino acids)
Source: RefSeq, a predicted model, not a curated record